Molecule: messenger RNA, 963 nt
Organism: Brugia malayi
Lineage: Eukaryota; Metazoa; Nematoda; Chromadorea; Rhabditida; Onchocercidae
Gene: Bma-csn-6
Product: Mov34/MPN/PAD-1 family protein
Exons: 7
Coding region: 1-963 (320 amino acids)
Biological process (GO): protein deneddylation
Cellular component (GO): COP9 signalosome
Molecular function (GO): metallopeptidase activity; protein binding
Source: RefSeq, a predicted model, not a curated record
AUGACGGAAGAUGAUAGUAAAUUGGCUGGACACAGUGAGCCGAUUAGUGCUAUCGCUGUUUCGUUACAUCCACUAGUCAUAAUGAAUAUAUCGGAACAUGUGACUCGAAUAAGCGCACAGCGGAAUGAUGGAAAACCUUUCGAGGUUUUUGGUGCAAUACUUGGAAAGCAAUCUGGAAGGCAUAUUGAAAUGAUGAAUAGCUUUGAAGUGAAAUGGAAUAAUGAAGGAAAAGGUUAUGCGGUUAUUGAUGCAGAUUUUCUUUCUACAAGGGAGCAGCAAUAUCAAGAAGUGUUCCAAGAUUUGGAUUAUGUUGGUUGGUAUACUAUUGGAGACACAACACCAACACAAGCAGAUUGGGAGGUACAUCAGCAAUUCUCUGUAAUGCAUGAGUCACCAAUUAUGGUGAAGCUUGAUCCAAAAGCACCACCGGGUAACAAGUUACCAGUGGCAAUCUAUGAGUCUGUGUGCACUACCGGCUUAUCAGCAAGCAGCCCAAGUUCAGUAGUAUGGCAUUCAGUUAAUUGGUCAUUAGCCAGUGAACAAGCCGAACGUAUUGGAAUUGAACACGUUGCUCAAAUUUCAACUGUUUCAACUAACACUGUAUCUUCCACAAAUAAACAAAUUGCAGGACAGUUGGGUGCUAUAAAUAUGCUGCAGUCACGGCUGGAACUUAUUUAUGAUUAUUUAGUAGCAGUUCGUAAGGGCGAAUUACCACGUGAUGAAGCUAUUAUACGUGAAAUCGCUCAAUUGGUACGUCGAGUACCAGUUAUGAGUUCGGACAAAUUCUUACAGCAAUACAAAAAUCAAUGUCUGGAAGUCAAAAUGACUUCGCUUGUGGCAGUCCUUACAAAAACUUGUGGAACGCUUAAUGAUUUAGUGACUAAAAUGAACGUGAUGUCAGUGGAAAGGCAAACUUGGUUGCUUGCUUCUGGUAGACGAGCGCGUCCUUUUCCAGCUAUGUGA